AUGGCUUGCAACUUAUGCAAAAUUUUCAAAAUCGACAGAACCUCUAAUCCGCCCACCCCUCGUGUUUCCGUCUCUUCUCCUAGCGAAAGUGAUCACGCCGAUCAUACACCGGCUGCAAUUCAUUCACCAAAGAGUGUACCACCAGUUUUCUGUCCACUUCCCAUUCAAUACUCAACAGAUUCUAGUGGUGCCGACGACACCGAAGACGAGGAGGAAGAUGCAGAGGAAGAGGAAGACGAGGAGCAGGAGGAGGAGGAGAAGGAGAAAGAGAGUCAUGUGUUGGACUAUAUUGUAACGUUUCCUGACUCCGACUCCGACUCUGGUGCUGAUGAAUUAUCGAAGGUGCCUGAAGGGUGCUUGUGUCCUGAUCAAGAAUAUACCGUAACAUUUCCUGACAGUACCGACUCUGAGUCUGAGUCUGAAUCUGAUGCGGAGGAAGAGCAAGUGUUUGUCCAUAAAGAUGACUGCUUGAAUUCUGAUGAUGGUGAUGACCAACUUCACUUUGUGACGCCUCAUCAAGAGGAGGACAUGUAUGCUCAUCAGCACUGUGGGUUCCAAUGUCAUCAUCACGAUUAUCAUGGGGCCGUCAUCAUCACGACGAAGGUUACUAAAGUGAUUGUAUGGGGUUUGCAUGAAUGCGAUGACAAUUUGCGGUCAGCUCAGAAGGUAACAAGUUAA
Coffea arabica (coffee) is the source of this 678-nucleotide messenger RNA. NCBI's taxonomy places the organism in Eukaryota, Viridiplantae, Streptophyta, Magnoliopsida, Gentianales, Rubiaceae. The record is from RefSeq and is a predicted model, not a curated record.